Carcharodon carcharias (great white shark) is the source of this 1179-nucleotide messenger RNA. Its product is annotated as G-protein coupled receptor 55-like. The transcript has 2 exons. The coding region runs from base 84 to 1019 and encodes 311 amino acids. Lineage: Eukaryota; Metazoa; Chordata; Chondrichthyes; Lamniformes; Lamnidae. Gene Ontology annotation, cellular component: membrane. The record is from RefSeq and is a predicted model, not a curated record. Gene Ontology annotation, molecular function: G protein-coupled receptor activity. Gene Ontology annotation, biological process: positive regulation of Rho protein signal transduction; phospholipase C-activating G protein-coupled receptor signaling pathway.
GAUAUUUGUACAAGGGUGGAUGAGGCGUACUCAUCCACUUUUCAGCAAGUCUACCAUUGACUAAUAUAACGAUUAACCAAACCAUGGAUCUGUGUGAGUUUAAUAUGAAUGAGGAGGAGAGCACUAUGAAUCUGGUGAUCUACAUCCCUACCUUUAUUCUGGGGCUGCCCCUCAACCUCCUGGCUCUCCUCAUAUUCUGUUGCAAGAUCAAGAGAUGGACAGAAUCAACCAUUUACAUGAGCAACCUUGCCCUGGCAGACAUAUUGUUGCUGUUUUCCCUUCCUUUUAAGAUGCUUGACCAGGAUGGGGGCUGGCCCUUUGACAGGGCCUUCUGCUCCUUUGUAGAGUCCCUCUAUUUUGUCAACAUGUAUGCCAGCAUCUUCAUCAUCACUUCCAUCAGCAUCGAUCGCUACCUUGCCAUCAUCCACCCAUUGAAUGCGAGGGCUUUCCGAUCUCCCCGGAACACUGUGAUGAUUUGCCUUGUCAUUUGGACCUCUGUGUGGUUGGGGAGCAUCCCGAUCUAUGGGUUCCAUGACAGCCCAGACUCCACUAACUCCACCAUCAUCUGUUUCCAUGGAUUCUCCGAUAAGUCAUGGAACCCAGGACUGAUAGCCUUUGUGGAACUGCUGGGCUUUGUAAUCCCGAUGGCCAUUAUGGUCUUUUGUUCAGUCCGCAUCAUCAGGAAACUUCUGCAGAGACAAAGCGAGGCUCCCGGAAACUGCCAGGUCUGCAUCAGGAUCAUCAUUGCCAAUUUGGCAAUCUUCAUCUGUUCGUUUGCGCCCACCCACCUUGGCAUCUUCCUUCAGUUUUUAGUGCGGCAGGACAUCAUUGGCAGAGAUUACUGCUCAACGCGAAGAAGCAUCAGUUUAUUUGUUCAAGGUGCCAUGUGUUUAGCCAAUGUCAACUGCUGCCUCGAUGCCAUUUGCUACUAUUUUGUCGCGAAGGAAUUUCGGGACCAGGGCUUAAGCACCAAAAGAUCCUUGGUUCCCCUUUUCUCGGUCAAUGAUAUGAGCGUUUAGCCAGAUUCAGGAUUGCUUUACCACAUUUAUUAUGAACUUUGUGUCAUGCCUUUUUACUCUGCCCUUGGUAGUUCAUUUGAUUGCAUUCUCGUCAACAUUAUAGUUGAUUCGUCAUACACACAAGGCAAUUUCUUCAGUACUUUGUAGAAAGAACGGACAU